Molecule: messenger RNA, 4120 nt
Organism: Cryptomeria japonica (Japanese cedar)
Lineage: Eukaryota; Viridiplantae; Streptophyta; Pinopsida; Cupressales; Cupressaceae
Product: disease resistance protein RUN1
Exons: 6
Coding region: 394-3939 (1181 amino acids)
Biological process (GO): defense response; signal transduction
Molecular function (GO): ADP binding
Source: RefSeq, a predicted model, not a curated record
ACAUUAACUCAAAUAACAGUGAGGACGAAAAAGGGCAAAGAUCGAAGGACGGUAGCGCCGGAAACAGUGAAAACUUCAUGAAAAAUCUAACGGCCACGAACGAUUGAAUCGUCUUGCAGCCCUCCUCAUCUACUACACACCGUUGAUGGCCGAGAUCAGGUCGUCCAUUCUCAGAUAGGAGACGCCUUCGGCGUAAUAAGUUUUAGGCCAUGCAUAGCCUAGAACAUCAACAAUUGCCUAGAACCGUGUCUGCACCUUAACGGAAAUUUCCUUUUUCCUUAGCACUUUUGCGGCUGUUUUACGUGGGAGUUACCUGAACAUAGCCUACCUUACCACUGUUCAGUGCAGAGACCCUUCUUUGUUCUGGAGAUAUUUGCUUUGUUUAAUAUUAAGAUGGCAUCCUCCAGCCGCGUCAACACUAGCGCUACAGAAGGCUGUAAUGAUGUUACGAAAGAGAAUGCCCCAAAUGUGGAGGCAAACGGAUCCAUCCAACCCAACAAAUCGAUCUGCAGUGACCGCCAAGAGAUAUAUUUGGCUAAAGAUGUAUUUCUCAGUCACAGCGGUAAGCAGAAAUUUUUUGUUCGACAGCUAUACAGAGACCUCACAAACCAAGGAGUGUCCUGCUUCUUUGAUCAAGAUCCCGAAAGUUUGCCACUGGGAGAAGAUUUCCCUUCUCGUAUAUUUGAAGCCGCCAAGACAUGCAAAGCAGCAGUUUUGCUUCUCUCUGAGAAUUUCCUCGAAUCUAAGUGGCCAAUGCUGGAACUCUCGGCUUUCAUGGAAGCGAGAGACAAAACCCGUACAAAUCCCAAUCUCAAAAUUGUACCCCUUUUCUUUCUGGUUUCACCCGAUGUUCUUAAAAGCUUUACACCAGGCAACGAAAAGUGGAAACAGUUGGGGAUAUCCGAGGUAGAGCAAAACAACUGGUACCGCGCUUUGAAUGCACUACGGCGGACGAAUGGGUUGAUGUUCAAUGAAGGUGAUGACGAAGGGGAGUUCAGAGAUAAAAUUGUGAAAGAAAUCUGGCAUACAAUAACACCCUCACCAAGGUAUCAUGUCCCUCGGAUGCAAGGGCAAGUACGAAUGUGUCAGGAGGUUGCAGAUUUCUUCAACACUGUUCAUUCGGACGCAAAGAGAAUCAGUGUUGCAGGAUUGUAUGGAAUACCGGGCCACGGGAAAACUACACUUGCCAAGGCUUUCUGCAACUUCAAAUUGGGGGAUUUCGAAGGUAAAGUAUGUCAUCUGGAAUUUUCCAGAGGCGAUCCAUUGCAAAGAGUAAAACUUGCUCUGCAGUAUGUCACUCACUGCCCUCCAUGGAUUCUCCAGACACUGACAGAUCCAGAUCAGGCAAAAGUUGAGUUGGACAGAAGAGUGAAGGGCCAAAGGGUUCUGUUGGUUCUCGACAAUAUCACAGAGGAAAACAUAGACGAAGUGAGAUACUAUGUUGAGGCAGACUUCAGGAAAGAAAGUUGCAUUCUUUUGAGCGCACGCAGCGUAGAUGUUUUAGUAAAGCAUUUCAAACUUGAGUUGCAGUCAUGCAUGCGCGCUCCCAGGCUUGAAAAAGACGAGGCCAUACACAUAUUAUUAGAAAGAACAUCUAUAGAAGAGUCCACGCUGAGGGAAGACGACAAAAAUACUGCUUUGAAGUGUGCAAACAGAUGUUCAUUCAGAGAGGUCGGUUCGAUAGGUCGAACAUUUCAUCCGUUAGCCUUAAAAGCUUUUGGCGGCCACCUCUUCAGUAAAUACGGUUCGCAUCUGUCAAAAUGGGUUGCUGAGAUAGAUGACAUGGUAGACCGACCCGGUGAUGGUUUGGAUGAAGUGUUCGUUUUGCUGGGCAAAGCUUUCGAUGACGUGCGUUCCGAGUACCGCACCAUAUUCAUACUUCUCACCGUAUAUAUGCUGCCCAAUAUGUCUACCCAGAAAGUUACUGAGUGGCUAGCAAUAAUUUGCAACAAAGAGAUCUUGUUUAUUGAGAAAGCAGUUGAGGAUCUAUGUAAGAAGGCAUUUAUUGAAGAAUUUGGACCUGAAAUUCGUAUACAUGACCUAUAUAUUGAAUUCGCUCGGAGUAAAGCAAAUGAAAUGAGGAGAUGGCUGUGGUGGAAGGGUGACCCACCUAGUACACGUGGGUUACUAUCAUCAGAAGACAAUGCAGGGUUUGAAUUGGCUAAAUUGGAGCAGUGCAACCGUCGAAGACCAUCCCAGAUCGUCCCCCAGGACCUUCAAAAUCUAUGGUUGCUUCAGCUCCUAGGUGUGCGGACUGAGAGCACGCUUGACUUAGGCAAAAUGGGUCGUCUCAGAAGUAUCACAUUACACAAAUGCAAUGACCUGGAAGCACUUGAACGUAUGGAAAAUAUUCAACAGCUAGCGUGGCUUCAGAUAAGCGAGGUACAUCCACUGUUUAAACUUCCUGAGCUAAGCAGCUUCCAAGGUUUACAACAUCUUGAGAUCAACAUUGCAGUCAGCCAGGUGCUCAAUCAGCUGGGAGAUCUUACCGGUUGUGUUUCUCUGAGAGAGAUUAAUGUUUGCUGUCCAUCCCUCUUGGAGUUCCCAAGGUUACAUGGUUUGCCGCAUUUGGAGAAAGUGGAAUUUAGAGUGUGUAAGAAAGUGAAGGGGCCCCUCGACUGUACAGAAUGUGUGGAGCUGCAAUGUAUUGUCCUCGACAGUUGCUGCGCGAUGGCUGACGCACCGCUCCUUACUGGCUGUAAGAAACUAUCAAAAAUUUUAUUGCAAGAAUGUGAUGCAUUGACGACAUGUCCAGAUAUAGAUGUGCCAAGUGCUUUAAAGAUACUAGAAUUGUUCAUUUCAUCAGAAGCUGCGUCAGCGCCCAAAAGAUUAGAGUCUUGUUACGGACUGGAGAAUCUUCAACUAUGGAAUAUGCAGUGUCUGAAGGAGCUUCCAAGUUUCACGCUUUUAUCGAAUUUGACUGUGCUCAGGCUUGACAAAUGUGGUAUAAGGGACCCACCAGAUCUCACAUGUUGUGCCUCGUUGGAGGAUGUUUACUUUUUCAAACUAAUAUAUUUAGAAAGGUUUCCCAAUUUCUCAGGACUGAGGAAGUUAAAGAACUUAAGUUUAUAUGAUUGCUGGAGCGUUCAAGAUCCUCCUGAUAUUAGUGGCUGCAUUCAGUUACAGGUAUUCCAUCUAGUCUAUAAUGACAAUAUGGAAGGACUUCCAAACAUGGGCGAGUUUUCACAAUUAGAGGAAGUCAAACUGAGUUGGCGUUCUGAGUAUGAGAAAGGGCAUGUAGAUUGUGAGUAUUUUCACCCUUGUGAGGGUCCUCAAUCUUUUCAAGAGGAAAGGUUCCCGAACUUACGCGAUGCGGAAAUGUUUCCGCAAAGCCUUGAAUUCUAUAGGAAUCUUCAACCUUCUGUGGAAUUAGUUUCAAUGACAUUUGAGUAUAAUGAGAAUCUUCAAUCUUGGGUGGAAUGUUAUAACGAGGAAAGCUCCCCAAGCAUAAGUAAUGCGGAAAUGGUUCCCCAAUGUCUCGAAUUCAAUGAUGAUCCUCAACAAUGUGCGGAAAUGGUUCCACAAAGUCUUCUAUUCAAAAAGGAUCUUCAAUCUUAUGUGAAAAGGAGUGCUCGAAAUCUUCAAUCUUAUGUAAAAAGAAUGAUUCGACCACUUCAAUCUUCUGUGAAGAGGGUUCUCCAAAGUCUUGCAGGGAUGGUUAAAUAUUGCCUUCCAUCCUCGGAGCUCAUGAUGGCAUGUCGACCUCGUACUCAUGAUGAGGAUCUCACUGUUGGAGCUCCACAUUGUAUUCGUUAUGAGGAUCUUCAACCUUGUUUGGAGCGUUAUAAAUAUGAAACCUUCUGGAACUUAAAUGAUGUAAGCGCACCAGAAGCAUUGAAAGAGUGGCAAUGGCUAAAGGGCAAGAAAAUAUUGGUGAAAAAGUAUGUCCGUAGACGGAUUACCUAUUACUCUCUCACUGCUCCAUAUAGAUUGGGCUAGUGAAGCCAAUUUAAGAAUAGUCAAGAGUCUACAGAAAGAACAGAUUUUGAUUUAUAUGGUAUACAUUACUUUUUUUUUGUGUUGAAGAAAGAUUGAUAAUUGCAAAUCGCUGCCAAACAACUUCUAAAAAUACAUUGUAAACGAAUGGUUGUUUUAUGCAUGCACAACUUUAUUGGAGAUA